AUGACGAACGACGUCGGUCGUCUGCCUACCACCGGUGGGUUGACGCGUGUGAUGCUACCGACGCCGCAUGCUGCCCAGGGCAGUAGUGCGUGGAAUGAACGUGAUGCGCCAUCGCGACAGUCGCCAGCCUCCAACGACGUGGGCGUGCCUUCCGUGGCGCCCACGGCCUAUACGACACCCACGCCGCCGUGGAUGCCGCCGCGUCCACCAGCCGCUGUGGAGAGCGGCACGAUCAAUCCUGCCUGGAUGAGCCAGGCGUCCACGUCGCAUACCUUUUCGCACGCAGAUACCAAGCCCACCGUGCGGAGGACAACGAGUCAGCCUGGCCCUUCGCGUCCCGUGGGCCGACCGCCGCUUCUGGGCAAGGCGUCGGGGGCGCGACGCGGCCGACCGCCGCGGCAGCCUCGGCCGCCUGCGUCUGAGGCAGCGCCGGUCGCGCCGUCUUUUGCGGCGCCUGUGCCUGGUGUCGUGACGCGCCCGCCGCCAGCGCCGUCCGCCGCAUGGACGCCGUCGCUGAGCGUACCAAAGCAACAGGCGGUGCUCGUGCGCGCCAUGCAAGCGUCCAAAGCGCAGAAUGAUGCUCAUUUCACGCCGUUCCAUGCGCUGCUUCAGCUAGGCUAUGUGUUCAUGCGAUGCGCUCAGAUGCCCGUGACGCCCACGGCGAGUCUGGGCGAAGGCGUCGUCCUGCGCCUGGAUGAGGCAUCGUCGCUGGGUGUGCUUCCACCGCAGCUUGCGACGCUGGCAAGCGCAGCACGAGCGAAUGUUCCGCCUGUGGCCAAGGCACCUGCGUGGCCGGAGCUGCCGACCUUUGCCCCGGGCCAGCCGUUUGUGCUGGGCGGCGCGCCGCCGUCUCAGUCAGCGGUGGGCAUGCCGAUUACGCCCAGCAACACGCAUGUGCGCAAACUCAAGGACUGGAAGCCGAUGGCGGCGAAGGACGAAGACGACUUGCGAGCUACGAUGGAGAAGGACGCCGCGUACGAUCAGCUACGUCGGCGCCAAGACCAGGCGAUGGAGCAGGAGCUCCAAGCGCGCAUGAAGCACUUGAUGCGCGCUCAGCGGCCGAUACCGUGGUGGCAGCGCCGCGUCACUGAGUCGUCACCCCGCACCGAGCCGCUGCAGAUCCUAUAUCCUGCGCAAAAGCAGCGGCAGCAUGAGUUGCGUCCGAAGCUGCAAUGGAGUGAGCGCCUCGCUGCGAUGCCCGAGACGCUCGUUCCGAUUCGCCUGGACAUUGAGCAUGAUCCGUACAAGCUGCGUGAUACGUUCAUGUGGAAUGCCGUCGAGGACGAGGCGUCCCUGGACUUGUUCGCUGCGUCUAUCUGCGAGGAUUUGGGCGUGCCGUCGCAAGUGUUUAUGGAGCUGAUCAAGACGGCCGUACAGACGCAGGUGAAUGAGUUUGCCACGACCAUGGCUCUGCGUAUGAGCUCCACGAGUGAGCACGACGAUACGCGCGGGCGUCUGACCGAGUCGGAUGCCGAUGCGUGGCGUCGCUUGCGCUCGCAGGAGCCCGAUGCCGUGUCCACACCCACAGAUACCCAGGCAUGCGACGCAGAAGACGAGCUGCGCGUGCUGAUCAAAAUUGAUAUCAUCGUGGGCGCGACGCAUCUGGUGGAUCAGUUUGAGUGGGAUAUCGCGACGGCCGACUCUCUCGCCGCCGAGCGCUUUGCCGAGGCCUUCACGGCUGAUCUCGGCCUGGCGGGCGAAUUCAAGACGGCCAUUGCCCACUCGAUCCGUGAGCAAGUGGCGGCGUAUCUCCGCUGGCUCGCGAUCGUCGGCUACCCCCACCAGUCGCUUGAUGGCGUCGAGGACGAUAUCCGCCCUAGCUUCCUGCCGGCCAUUCCACCGUCGCAGGCGGCGCGGCAGCGCGACAUGGUCGAUGCUUUUACGCCGAAGCUGGUCCAGCUCAAUGCCGUCGAAGUCAUGCACUUGGAGCGCGAGCAUGAGCGCGACAUGCGCCGGAAGCGGCGACAAACCAAGGGCCGCCGCGGAGCACACAACGUGGACAUAGAGCCACAGCGCACGAUCCGCUCUGUUCCGCUGUAUGGCUUCCAGGGCGCUGUGCCGGAGGCGGAGCGGCCCAUGCAUGCGCGACGCGCCGCGGCCGCCGCCGCGGCGCACCUCUCGUCUGCGGCUCAGCACGACGCGAGUCCCGGCCCCGACGAGCUCCCUGCGCCGGCCAAGCGCAUCAGGCACGACUGGUACGAGAUGUUUUUCCUGUAUCCACGCGGCCGCGAGGCGCCUGUGCACCGUGCGCAGCCGCGGCUGGGACAGGUACCGCCGGCACCGGCUGCGCCACACCGCGCGCCGACCGAGGCGCCGAUCUUACGUCAUGUGCGCCCGGAAGACUUGGAACGGCAGCAGCCCAUCAUGCAUCACGGCGAGUGGCACUGCUCCAACUGUGGCGUGCCAGGCUCGCUGAUGCCAGCUCGUCGCAAGGGGCCGCUGGGCGAAAAGUCGCUGUGUGGUCCGUGUGGCAAGUACUUCCACCGGCACCGACGCGUGCCGAGUGUGACGUACUCGCGCGAUCCUGCGCACCACCGGCAACGACGCGAUGCCUUCGAGCACGAGGCUCUCCUGGCGGAGGACGGCGAGUAUGACGCGAAGCUUGGCGACGCUCAGGCCGGUGCGCCGGCGGGUGCCUCACCGCCUGCAUGGCUCGUGCAUGCUGUCCAUGCGUGCCGCGCCAAGUACCCCAUGGACCGCUUCCACCUGCAUCUGCAUGCCCGCUCGCCAGCGCCGUCGGACGACGACGUUUGGCGCAUCAAAUGCACAGACUGCCCAGGCAAAGUGUACAAGCCUGGGCCGUCCGAGUCUCUCACCAACUUUGAAAUCCAUCUCAAGAACCGCAGUCACCGUGCGGCCGUAGCGCGGCGUCUCGAGGAAGCCCAUGCCCUCGACGCCCCGACAUAG
Malassezia restricta is the source of this 2907-nucleotide messenger RNA. Its product is annotated as SWI/SNF-related matrix-associated actin-dependent regulator of chromatin subfamily B member 1. The transcript has a single exon. Gene Ontology annotation, cellular component: nuclear chromosome; SWI/SNF complex; nucleus. Gene Ontology annotation, biological process: chromatin remodeling; regulation of transcription by RNA polymerase II. The coding region runs from base 1 to 2907 and encodes 968 amino acids. Gene Ontology annotation, molecular function: zinc ion binding; transcription coregulator activity. Lineage: Eukaryota; Fungi; Basidiomycota; Malasseziomycetes; Malasseziales; Malasseziaceae. The record is from RefSeq and is a predicted model, not a curated record.